This is a messenger RNA of Meloidogyne enterolobii, 1266 nucleotides long. NCBI's taxonomy places the organism in Eukaryota, Metazoa, Nematoda, Chromadorea, Rhabditida, Meloidogynidae. The record is from the annotation of a GenBank genome assembly.
UAACAAACGAUGAAGAAGGAAAAAAACUUUCAAAAGCCAGUACCUCAGUCAAAUACAUAUCAACUUCCCCAGCCAUCACCUUAUGCUACACAACCGGGUCUUAGUUAUGGAUACGGUUAUGGGAGGCAGUCAGUUUCCCCCUAUUAUAAUUCAAAUCCAUAUCAAAAUCCUAUUCCGGCCAAAGAAAGAUUUGUUCACAAUCCGGAAGAAAAGGAAGAACAAACUACACAUGAAAAAGUGAAAGAUCCAUUUGAGAAAAUAGAAGAUAAUGAGGCUGAAAACAAAAGUGGUGGGGAUGAACGAACGAAAACAACGGGAAAACAGCGUAUUAAUCCGCAAUUUCAACGGGAUGACAACUACAUUGUCCCUGGUUAUGCUCGACCAACAACGCCUAUCGAUGUUCCACUUCCAAAACCAAUGUCUCCAAUAAUUUAUCCAACACCUCUUCCAGUUUAUCAACAACGACCGCCACCAUUACAGCAAAUGCUUCCAGCAACCAUCUACCAGCCUUCACCUCAACCAAUUUCACAACAAUGGCAGCCGUAUCCACAGCAACUUCAAUGUCCUCCCUGCCCUCUUCCUUCUCCUCAACCACUUCCUCCGCCUCCACAACCAGCGCCUAUUCAAAAUUGUUGUCUUCGCUGUCCGUACACUAAAACAACUGCUUUACUUAAAUCAUAUGGUGUAAAGACAAUCACAAAACCUUAUUUACAUAGUGGAAUAUCUUCUUCUGUUGAUGAGUUGGCAUUUCAUACAAAGAAGAGGGAUGAGGGAAAAUGUAACGAUAAAGAACUUGCCGCAAUUUUGGGAGAGGUUUUUACGCUUAAAAUGAAUUUAGCAAAAGAGGCAAUUUUGGAUAGAGUCGAAAAACGAUUGUUAACAUCUAGCGGACUUCAACGACCUAACAUUCUCUUUCACGUUGUUUGUGCUCCAAGAAUGUUGGAAUAUAUUGUACGAUCAGAAAAGUUUUGUGCAGGAGAUGUUGCCGAUGGUAUUUGUUUUGUAUUUAGAACGGGACAAUAAAGAAAAUGAAAUAUAAAAAAUUGAACAUAACCUCUAGUAAAGUUUUAAUUUUAUUUUUUAAUUUAAAUGACCCCUUUACGCUUUGGGUUUCAGGCCCGGUAGACCGGAUAUUUUGAUAGGACCUUGUUUUUCUGGGGUUUGGCCCCUUAUUUUUCUGGGUUUUAGCCCGGAAACCCCAGCCCUGGUUAUUUUGAAAAAAUAAAACACCCGAGUACCUGGCCGGCAAUUUUAAAAUGUCGAACU